Knipowitschia caucasica is the source of this 678-nucleotide messenger RNA. The record is from the annotation of a GenBank genome assembly. Lineage: Eukaryota; Metazoa; Chordata; Actinopteri; Gobiiformes; Gobiidae.
AUGGCGGACGAUGCUAACAAGCCGUUCGCAGGACUCGCAGAUGUGUCCAUAUCCGAGGAUAUCGCGGUGGAAGGGGACAUAUCUGUGCCCGUGGGGAGCUCCAGGGUGGAUGAGGACAUGUCGACUCUGGACGAGCCGGUGAAGGAGACAGUCCUUAGAGACCUUCGCGCUGUGGGGAAGAAGUUUGUGCACGUGUUGUACCCCAAGAAGAGCUCUGCUCUGCUGAGGGACUGGGACCUGUGGGGGCCCCUGCUCCUCUGUGUCACCCUGGCCCUGCUUCUGCAGGGAGGGGCUGUGGACCAGGGGGAACAGGGGGGGCCACAGUUUGCUGAGGUCUUUGUCAUCGUCUGGCUGGGUUCGGUGGUCAUCACUCUGAACUCUCAGCUUCUGGGUGGGACCCUGUCCUUCUUCCAGAGCCUGUGUGUUCUGGGUUACUGUAUCCUCCCUCUGACCUCCUCACUGCUUCUCUGUCGGAUUCUGCUCCUCGUCGCCAACAACAACGCUGUGACGUUCUCAGUGCGCCUCCUGGUUGUGUGUGCCUCAUUCGGCUGGUCCACCUUCGCCUCCACGGCUUUUCUCGCCGACAGCCAGCCUCCGAACCGCAGAGCUCUGGUGGUAUACCCCGUCUUCCUCUUCUACUUUGUGAUUGGGUGGAUCAUCCUCACCUUCUCACCAUAG